AUGGUUCCAUUAGCAUAUUAUGGUCAACAUUUUAUGCCAUUAUACAUUUUUUACCAACUGGCCACAACCAAUCCAUUGACACACUAGUACAUACUAGUACAUGAUAAACGAAAUCAAAUUAAUGCCCAACCUGUGACCAGAAUGGAAUCAUAUAGCAACCAAUCAGUCGUGUUGCCACUAGACUCCAAUCAGAAGGUCCAGAGCUGUUCAAUAUCUCCCUUUCACAUGUCUCAGACCAAACCUUUACAAACAUUCUGUACCAGAGUUCUUAAAUCACUAUCCAAUCUCAAACAUCAAAGUACACCAUUACUAGACCGCGAAUGGAGAACCCCUUCACUGGGACCUAAUCAUAGAAUCUUGAGGUCACCCUUUUCUUACCCCAAACUUCAGACGACAUCUUUGCUUGACCUCAGAUUAUCACCAUCAUCACUGGAGCCUAAUCAAAUAACCCUAAAUCCACCAUUCCCACUCCCUAAAUCUUGGAAUAUAUCUUCCCAGGACAUUUGCUGGUCAUCACCUACACUGAAGUCUGAUUAAAGAAUUGAAUCAUCACUAUACCUUCUCCAACAUCAAGAAACAUCUUCCACAGGUAUCUUUUGGACAUCAUCUUUUUGGAGGCCCAAUCAGUCUACUCAGAGUUUGCUGUUGUUCCAACCCAAAUCUCAGACAAUACUAACACUUGAUUUUGACUACCACAGCCUGAGAUCUCCAGUUUGUCAUUCCAAGCUUCAGAAGACCUCGACAACAAGUGCCAAAUAGAGAGUAAGACUCCCUCUCACAGCAACCCAAACAAAUGUCUUGGGUCAAUUACCAUCCCUCUCUGGGCACUGCGUGGAGGACAGGGCUGUUUCAACAGUUCAUCUCAAACUCCUUAAUAAAAAAAGUUAUCGCUUUUGUACAGACAGAGAAUCAAAGAAAGAACAGUCGUGGACUUUAGAUCAUAUUCGACCCUGCAUUGUUAAAGGUGGAACGGUCCCUGAUGAUGUGGUCAAUAAAAUUAUCAAUUCUAUCCCCAAGACCAGAAUUCAGAGGGAUCUCUCUAGGCAGAUUCUCUUUCGAAGGAUGAGGGGAAGACCAAAUCCUCGUCCAGGUCCCCGUAUUUCAUCGAGUUACAUGGUUUGUUUACUUUGUGCUUCCUGCAUCAAGGUCCAUUGUAACCAUCUCACGGGAAGGACAGAUCCACGAGUUGCAACACUGUUGGUCAUACCAACACCGGAGUCCAAUUCGGAGGGCAAAAUAAAGAUAAAACUCUUUUCUGUUCUUUCUCUACCGAAGAUCACUUGCUCAUCUUCUCCUGCGGAAGAAGAGCAGCCUGAUCAAGUCGCUGAAGAUAAUCUCUCUGAGAUGGGGAAUAGAUCACAGAUUUCCCUCACCUCUGCACCUAAUCGCACCCCGGGACCUAACAUGAAGAAAGAUUGCUUGACUGUACCUGCCCAAAACAAAGUUAUAAAUCAACAGCCCCAGGCUAUCGACUGGCUCCUUCAUGUGAAAAAAAGUAACAAUUCUCAGCUAAAAUCCCAGAUUCCAUCCUCUUCUUCCUCUUCCUCAUCCUGUUCCUCCUCUUCUUCCUCCUCCUCCUCUCCUUUACCCUCCUCAUCCCCUAAUCUCAAAGAUGCCACUAUAUCUACAGGUUGUACGUUCAGUAAAGUACUUAGUCAUCACCCUUUGCCUCCAGGGGUCUCCUGGAUUGAAUUUAUAAAAAAUAAAAAUCACCAGCCAUUUCAAGGAAAACCACAUGAGAGUCAUUCACCACCUCUCAAAACGGGGCCUCUGAGGGACAGCACUACACUAAAAGAGAGAAAGUGGACAAAUAUACCGUUCAAAUUUUUCCAGACAAAGUUUCAAAAUGAAAGAAAUGCUAAUUAA
This is a messenger RNA of Echinops telfairi (small Madagascar hedgehog), 1866 nucleotides long. RefSeq names its product casein kinase 2 subunit alpha' interacting protein (gene CSNK2A2IP). The record is from RefSeq and is a predicted model, not a curated record. Lineage: Eukaryota; Metazoa; Chordata; Mammalia; Afrosoricida; Tenrecidae.